Molecule: messenger RNA, 512 nt
Organism: Archocentrus centrarchus (flier cichlid)
Lineage: Eukaryota; Metazoa; Chordata; Actinopteri; Cichliformes; Cichlidae
Product: antimicrobial peptide NK-lysin-like
Exons: 5
Coding region: 30-500 (156 amino acids)
Biological process (GO): defense response to bacterium
Source: RefSeq, a predicted model, not a curated record
GUUCUGUAUAAAAGCCAUUUCAACCACAGAUGCUCAGGCAUCAUCACUCACUGGCUGCAAUGGAAAUGUCUUCAUUCUUCUUUCUGUGCCUUGUGGCAGCUUGUUCAGUCCGUGCUGUCCAUGGACGAACCUUAGAGGUCAGCAUUGAUGAUGAGGAGGACCUGGACGUGGAAGUCUCAAUGGAUGCAAGUGGGCUUCCAGGAAAGUGCUGGGCUUGCAAGUGGAUUUUAAACAAGGUGAAGAAAUUAGCCGGACCAAACGCCACCGCAGAGAGCCUGUCGUCAAAGUUGAGCUCCAUCUGCGAUGAAAUCGGACUCUUAAAGUCAGUGUGCCGCAAAUUUGUGAAGGUGCACCUUGGAGAAUUAAUCGAGGAACUCACGACCACUGAUGAUGUGAGGACAAUCUGUGUGAACAUGGGAGCAUGCAAGCCAAAGGAGGUGGACCUGUUCUUUUAUCCAACGAAGGGAGACUCACGCAUUGAAAUUAAGGAGUUUCACUGAAAUGACAUGCAU